Somion occarium is the source of this 1169-nucleotide messenger RNA. The record is from the annotation of a GenBank genome assembly. Lineage: Eukaryota; Fungi; Basidiomycota; Agaricomycetes; Polyporales; Cerrenaceae.
GUAUUCAUAUCUAUUUGGGCGAUUUUUUAAUCUUGCUGAUCCACGAUGAUCAGUACUAAAACAGAGUUCAGAACCAAUUACCUGUGCGCUCAUCGUCACCUCAAGGCCAUCGCCCUAUCUGAUUCAGUCCAGGAGCAUAUAAGUGGCGUUACAUGCACACCGCCCCACACCAGCAGAUUAGCUCCACUCAGGAUUUGCUUCGUGCAGCGGCCGAGUUUCGUCAGUGGGUCGAAACCACUGCACCCGGUGCGACAGUAUUCUUAUGUGGCGGACUUGCUCUCUCGCUGUAUGGGAACCCUAGGCAGACUCAGGAUGCAGACUUGGCAAUUGAUCUUUCCCGGACCCGUAGGGCUAACGGCCGUGCGUUCGACACUAAUGCACUGAAGCAAAUCGCUGGGGAAUCCCCUUUCUUUUCAGUAGGACCUAAAGUAUACUGGAUCUUAAAUGCCAACACACCCUCACAGAAACUCAUCCAAGUCGAUUUCGUCGAUGCGCAGUUGUUUUGGCAUCCGUUCAGCUCCACACAGAUGAUCGGCGGCAUUCCAGGCCUGCCCGUCCCCGUCAUGAAUCUUCCUACGCUGCUCGUCGGAAAGAUGAAAAGCGCCCUUGAGCGAAGCCAGACUGAUCGGGUAGAACGCAUCACAAAGGUGGCAAACGACGUAAAUGAUUUCCUCUUUGCGUUAGGAAAGUGUACCCAACAGCGACUCAUUCUGACCACCCUUCAUAUCCAACACUUGGGCGCAUCCGAGCAGGCUGCGUUCGAGGUGAUGAAAGCCUUCUUCCAGUUGAAGGCGUCGUUACAGCAGCCUCGAUGGUCGGAGACUACGUUUGCGUCCAACUACCAGUCCCAGUGGGUGCAGCUUAUAACGCGCAGUCAGUUGCCCGAGUUAUUCAGUACGGCGUGCAAUUAUUGAGGAGAGGACCAAUUGGAUACCAAAUGUACGAUGAUAAGAAUGGUCAUAUGAAUGUAGUAAAUAACGUCGUGGAAGCGUUCGGAUAGUAAUUGUACACAAAUAGCUCUCCACUUCAGACUAUGUUUCGUAGAACAUUUCAUUCAUCACGGUUGUCUUUGCCCAGGAUAAGAUCUUCCCACUCUAAUCUGACUUCAUUUUGCAGCGAUUCGAAUGUCUCUGGACUCCAAUCUCCGCCAAUAUACACCUUUUCCCACA